AUGGCCCAUGUGCGUUUGAAACCCAUCGCAGGUGAUGGAUGCUUCGAGCCAGCCUUCGCUUCCCAUCUUUUGGGAUCUCUAGGACGAGGGGCGAGCAGUUGCAAGGAACUGCAAGAAGCCGCUGCAAGCGUGGUGAUUGAAUCAGGGAAGCACCCCCAGAACAUCGAACGCGACCUCAUGAGGGCACUGGAGUUACCCUUAGAUUCUCAGGACUUUCUUGCACUGUUAGAAUCUUUUCAGGGUUGUUUCAGAAUCCUACAGCUCAACGUGCUCCACGACACUCAGAAAGUUGUUAUCCCAAAGUCUUCCAUCAAGGAGUACUGGGCUCACUGGAAGAAAUUUUGUACGCAUCAUGAGGCAGCAGAUGAUGGGAACCACAGUCCAAUUGGGCUUUUUGGGGACGACGCGCGGUGGUCCUUAGCAGGGUCAAAGAUUAUUUGCGUGCUUCUCAACCAAAUCUUGGACCCCAAAACCAGACUGCCUAGCACUCGCUUCCUGCUCUUUUGCCUCCGGGUUGAGCUGAGUCUUGGCACAUCAACGAUCGAUCCACUUUUUCGUGCUCAGCAUGGUGACAUGGGCGAGCUGCAGGAUACCUUGGAGAUGCGUGGCUAUCCCUCGCCCCCACCGAAGGCCUCCGAUACCUUGAGCCCGAAAACGGUCCGAACGGCGAGCGACUUGAGCGAGCACAGCCCCAAGGUGGCGUUGAGCGAACGCUCCGAGGAAGCGCUGCUUUGCAGCGCGCGGCAGCCGCAGGUGGACCCCAAGCGACAAAGCAUGCGAUCCAUGCGGCUCGGCGAGCCUAGGAGGAGCUCCAUUCGCCGGAGGUCCUUCUCGGACAAUCCGAAUGCCACACUGUCUCGACACUGGCCUUUGCAGGCGGAAACCACCGCGGCCGGGCGGAUGCACAGCUUCAAGGGCAUUAGGCCACGCUAUUUGGAUCAUCUCAGCCUCCCAGGUGUCGAGCGUGGCCUCAGUCUCCGCAAGCACAGCCGUGGGCCUCGUGAGCGCCGGGCGCGCUAG
Molecule: messenger RNA, 1020 nt
Organism: Cladocopium goreaui
Lineage: Eukaryota; Dinophyceae; Suessiales; Symbiodiniaceae
Source: the annotation of a GenBank genome assembly